GGCUGGGGGCGCCCGGAGGCCCCCCGACAGCGCCCCGCGGAGCAGCAGCAGCAGCGAGAGGCGCGAAGAUGACGCUGAACACCCAGCAAGGAGGGAGCACGAGUCCUUCCCGGAGACGGGCCAGCACCCCGCUUCCCGCCUCCUAUGGGACUCGCCCGGGGAUGCUGAGCGUUCGCCCCAAGCCGGCCAGAGCUGGCCACCCGCAGCUGGGGCAGUCCUCGUCCUGCGAGCCCCGAGGGCGCCUGCCUGAGCCACGGGGCAGCUGGUCUUCGGAGUCCUCUGAUUCGGAGGAGUCGUGGGAGUCGCUGUACCGAGUGGUGCUCCUGGGCGACCCCGGCGUGGGCAAGACCAGUUUGGUCAACCUUUUCGCUGGGGUUCAAGAGAAGGAUUUGCCGGAACAACAGAGAGAGGACACCUAUGAGCGCACCUUGUCUGUGGAUGGCGAGGAGACCACGCUGAUGGUGAUCGACACCUGGGAGGCUGAGAAGCGGCCCUCGGAAGAAGACAACUGGUUCCACAAUUACUGCAUGCAGGUGGGCAACGCCUACGUCAUCGUCUACUCCAUCACCGACCGGGGCAGCUUCGAGAGCGCUUCGGAGAUGCGGAUCCAGCUGCGCCGCACCCGCCAGGCGGAGAAUAUCCCCAUCAUUUUGGUGGGCAACAAGACUGACCUGGUGCGCUGCCGGGAGGUUUCCGUGGAAGAAGGCCGGGCCUGCGCCGUGGUCUUUGACUGCAAGUUCAUCGAGACGUCGGCCGCCCUCCAGCACAACGUCGCUGAGCUCUUCGAGGGGGUGGUGCGGCAGAUCCGGCUGCGGAGGGACAGCAAGGAGGCCAACGCCAGGCGCAUGUCGCUCUACAAGCGCAAGGAGAGCCUCACCAAGAAAGUGCGCCGCUUCCUCGACCGGCUGGUAGCCCGCAACAACAAGAAGGUGGCCCUGAAGGUCCGUUCCAAGUCCUGCCAUGACCUCUCCGUGCUCUGAGCGAAUCCAACGCUGCCGCCGCCGCCGCCGCCGCCCAUCCCCUCUUGUGCUUCCAAGAGCUCGGACUUGGUAUUCCUUCCCACGUGUACGUAGGGGGGAUGCAAACUCUUCUUUGCUGGUGUCCCUUAAGACAGGAGGACCUUCCCGUAGGGCAAAGCAAAGAUCCGUGGGCAGCCAGACGGCGUGGUGCCGCAGGGGUGUCCCAUUCUAGGGAGGCCCUUCUGGCGCCAACUUGGCCUUUGUCACAUCAAUCCGUGGCCUUUGUUCAAAGCUCUGGGGGUGAGGGUGGGCUCUUCUCCACAGCCCUGGUCUUGGGGUAAGAGGAAUGGGACUGAGUGGGACGUCACCCUGCUCGAUCGUCGUGACCCCAAAGGCUUUUGGCGUUGCCCUCUUGGCUCCGCUGGACCUACAGCAGUGUCCAGCGUGCCUCAGGCCUGUGGCUGAUGCCAGGAAAGACUUUUGUCCAGAACCCCUGAGUUAAUUGCUUGAAGCCUGGCUUUCACAUCGCGUCAUACUCACAGGCCCGGAGUAAGUAUUAUGUUAAGAGCUCUAUAGAGCAGGAACAGCUUCAGAAAAUGGGGAGCAGCCUGUUGUAUUAUAAUUGAAUCUUCCCCGAUGGGAACCCUACCAAAUACCUAAAUCCUGUAGCUUAGAAGAGGGAGGCUGUUCUCUUCUCAAGAUCGUAGGAGGCAGGAGUCAUUUCUUUUCCUUUUUCUUCAGAGGCAACACAAUGUUAAAUAUGGAUGCUGAAUACUUUCUGCACUGCAGAAGGUCUUAAGAAAUGGACGGAAAUGGGAGCAUCUGAGGGCGUUUAUGGGCACAUCCGUCUUCACGUCUGAAUGCUAAUAAGAUUAUGGGAAGGGAGAGAAAGUGUGAAUCUUGGGGACGGUUGUAGGGAAUCCGGUCUCCCUUUAGGGAUUCCUAGUGCUUUCCUCUGACCUCCUGAGUGCAGAAGCAGGUGAUAGAAGUAGAGCUUCCAAAUCACGGGAGGUCCU
Elgaria multicarinata webbii is the source of this 1975-nucleotide messenger RNA. RefSeq names its product RRAD and GEM like GTPase 1 (gene REM1). Gene Ontology annotation, biological process: negative regulation of high voltage-gated calcium channel activity. NCBI's taxonomy places the organism in Eukaryota, Metazoa, Chordata, Lepidosauria, Squamata, Anguidae. Gene Ontology annotation, molecular function: calcium channel regulator activity; GTP binding; GTPase activity. The transcript has 5 exons. The coding region runs from base 69 to 980 and encodes 303 amino acids. The record is from RefSeq and is a predicted model, not a curated record. Gene Ontology annotation, cellular component: plasma membrane.